Molecule: messenger RNA, 1483 nt
Organism: Alnus glutinosa
Lineage: Eukaryota; Viridiplantae; Streptophyta; Magnoliopsida; Fagales; Betulaceae
Product: plant intracellular Ras-group-related LRR protein 6-like
Exons: 3
Coding region: 167-1225 (352 amino acids)
Molecular function (GO): protein binding
Source: RefSeq, a predicted model, not a curated record
AUAUGUGAUCUCUAGCUCUUUCUUCCCAAGCAAACACAGAACACAGAACACAGACACAGACAGACAGACCCUUUUCUGUGUCGUCUCUCUGUUUGGCUCCUGUGUGUGAGAAUCUGAGUGUUAUUUUCUUGGAAAAGAGAAAGAAAAUCUUGGUGGGUAUGCGAGCAUGAUGUACGAGCAUGGUAAGGAGCAUCAGCAGCAGCAGCAGCAGCAGCAUAUGAGGAGGAGGAUGGAGAGACAGAAAUCCAUAGAGGAAGAGAGACUGGAAAUAGUGGAUUUGAGUGGCAUGUCCUUGGAGUCUCUCCCUUGUCCUUCCCUCAAUCUAGCGACUAUUUGCAAGUUGGACCUCUCCAGCAACAAUCUUCAGAACAUAGGGGAGUCCUUAAUUGCGAGAUUGCUUAAUCUGGUGGUGUUGGACAUGCACUCAAAUCAGCUGAAAUCGCUCCCAAACUCGAUCGGCUGUCUUUCUAAGCUCAAGGUUUUGAAUGUCUCCGGCAACCUUAUUGAAUCCCUUCCUAAAACUAUUGAGAACUGCAGAUCUUUAGAAGAACUGAAUGCCAACUUCAACAAGCUGAGCAAGCUGCCAGACACUAUUGGCUUUGAGCUUACAAGCCUCAAGAAGCUCUCUGUCAACUCAAACAAGCUGGUCUUUCUUCCAAGCUCCACCUCUCAUUUGACUUCAUUGCGAGUCUUAGACGCCCGCCUUAACUGCCUCCGAUCGCUCCCGGAAGACCUUGAGAACCUCAUCAAUCUCGAAGUCCUCAACGUGAGCCAAAACUUCCAGUACUUCGACACCCUACCAUACUCCAUAGGCCUACUAAUCAACCUCAUCGAACUAGAUGUCAGCUACAACAGGAUCAAAACCUUGCCGGACUCCAUGGGAUGCCUCAAGAAGCUCAAGAAGCUCAGCGUGGAAGGAAACCCGCUCACUUCGCCUCCUAUGGACGUGGUGGAGCAAGGAUUGUAUGCGGUGAAGACUUACCUUAGCGAGAAGAUGAAUGCAGACCACAAGAGCCCAAAAAAGGGGAAAUCAUGGGUUGGAAAGUUAGUCAAGUAUGCGACCUUUAAUGGGAACACAAGAAGUGGCGCCGGCCUAGCUCACAAGGAGCGUGAAGGGUUCAUCAUGCCAGAGUAUCGGUCCAUCGACGGCCUUGCUUCGCCGAGGUAUAUGGGUAUGUUCUCACCUCGCCGCCUCUUCUCUCCCCGGACUUACUUCAAUAGAUGAUGAGGUGCAAGCAAAACUUUCUUUUGUAUCACAAAACUCUUGUGAAUUUAGUUUUACUGUACAUGUUUUCUUGGGGUGUAUACUAUUAGUGGUUUUGCAUACUAUAUUAUAGGUCUCUCCGAAGAUGUCUUCUAUGUUGUAUGGAUCAGAAAUUCUGAUUUGUUUGGUCUCUUGGCCUGUAUCAUCUCCAUGCAACAUUGCUACGCAAUUAGAAUGGAUAUCAUGUUCCUGUUAAUAAAUUUCAAGUGUUGGAGAUAA